CGGCCCAGCGUGCCGGGCAGGAUGGACAUCUUAGGUCAGGGGCUUGUGGAGUCAGAGCUUGGCACCAUCGAUCCUCACAUUCUGUCAUGUCCCAACCUCGAAGUCAUGAUGGGUAUGGGUGACCCGAUGGUUUAUUCUGGCUACGACAGCGAACCGAUACUAUCCGGGACCAGUUCUGUUAGAUACGCGAUGGGGUAGGGGUGAAAUCAGUAGAUGAUGGACAAGAAAUUGAUGAUUUUAUUGACUGAAGUCAAGCGACGCAAGAUCUCGAGAUCCUCCGCCGGUUUGCUGUGCGAUGCAACCGCUA
This is a messenger RNA of Fusarium redolens, 307 nucleotides long. RefSeq lists its product as uncharacterized. The record is from RefSeq and is a predicted model, not a curated record. Lineage: Eukaryota; Fungi; Ascomycota; Sordariomycetes; Hypocreales; Nectriaceae. Bases 22 to 198 code for a protein of 58 amino acids. The transcript has a single exon.